Botrytis cinerea B05.10 is the source of this 2392-nucleotide messenger RNA. RefSeq lists its product as hypothetical. Gene Ontology annotation, cellular component: cytoplasm; nucleus. Gene Ontology annotation, molecular function: nucleic acid binding; 3'-5' exonuclease activity. Lineage: Eukaryota; Fungi; Ascomycota; Leotiomycetes; Helotiales; Sclerotiniaceae. Gene Ontology annotation, biological process: nucleobase-containing compound metabolic process. The transcript is spliced from 2 exons. The record is from RefSeq and is a predicted model, not a curated record. The coding region runs from base 79 to 2073 and encodes 664 amino acids.
GUGAUUCGCCAACUGACAGACAAAUUCAUCUUCAAGCCUCAGGCAUCAACAUCGUACGGCUUCCUAUCAUCGACCUCUAUGGUCAACGAUUGGUGUGCAUCUGCCCAGUCCUCCACCCUUCGUAGGACCACAAUUCUCUAUACAAAUGCUCGUGUCAUGCUCCCCGGUAAUCAUGGAGCAUAUACGGUGCGCAAAUCACUUCGGCGUCCCAUUAUGAAGAAUAUAGCUUCCUUUAUUGGAAAAUCAAAUUUGGCUUCUGUAGAAGCAAUGGGUUCAGCAAUUGCAGGCAUGAGUGGGAAGAGAGCGAGUCCCGUGGUGAGUCGAUCAAUCUCGUCCAAUUCCUCAAGGACAUGGCAGCCAAGUCAUGGCAUCAUCUUCAAAGAUGUUUCUGCGCCAGGGUCACCGAGACACUUGAGUACGGUUUCUGUGGCAGAGAAUGAGCAGAAUCUAGAGUAUCAUUCAUACGUCGAAGACAGUUAUGUUUUAGCAAACGCGCACGUUGAAAGCUCGACAACUCAGAAGGUGGCGACCAUGGCUGAGGAAGAAAGCUUGGAGCCUGGGACAGCAGCAGAUGUUCAAGAGGUAGCGGACGGACAAGAGAUAGCAGAUGAGAUUCUGGAAGAUCCUGCUAAGAAAGAACUUCCGAUUUCCGAGUCCACAUACCAAAUGACGGACGAACUGUUUAAAAAGGCGAAAAACGCCGAACCAGAGACACCAGAAUCCUACUGGUCACAUACUUUGUAUCGUGGGCCAGAGAAGGAUGGGAUUCCGAAGAAAGUUAAAGUACAUUAUUGCCGAAGUCUGCAAACUACGGAACAAACGUUGCGACAACAUUUCUUGGGCAAAAAGGUUCUAGGAUUCGACAUCGAAUGGAAGGCGGAGGCACGCGCACAUCAUGGGCCAAAGAAGAACGUCUCUUUGAUUCAACUCGCAACAGAAGAGAGAAUUGGCCUCUUUCACAUUGCAUUGUUUCCACAAGUCAACGCCUCGGAACUCGUGGCUCCGACUUUGAAGAAAAUCAUGGAGGAUCCAGAAGUCACUAAAGUAGGCGUUGCAAUCAGCGCAGAUUGUACACGUCUUAGGACACAUCUUAAUAUUGAUUCAGUCUCUAUAUUUGAGCUUAGCCAUCUUCACCGAUUGGUUAAAUAUACCCUUUCCCAGGAAUACGAUCUGAUCAAUAAGAGAUUAGUUUCGCUAGCAAAGCAAGUGGAAGAGCAUCUACAUCUACCAUUAUUCAAGGGCGGGGAUGUUAGAGCUAGUGAUUGGAGUAGAGGACUAUCAAUACAACAAAUUUCAUACGCAGCAUCAGAUUCGUAUGCGGGUUACCACCUCUAUGAUGUACUGGAGACCAAGCGCCAAGCUCUAAAUCCAGCGCCUCCACGACCAUCUCAUGCCGACCAAAACGAACCCAUCCCCCUAUCACACCUUCCUAUACAAACUCCAAUAAAACGAAAACAAACUCGUCGCCAGGUCAUGCAAGAUCCCCUACCACUUGAACCAGAUUUUUCGCUCGAAGAGCCCAAAGUUACCAUUGGAUCUCCGAUCGAAGCUGCAACCGAAGCAGGAAGUGAAAUAGAGAUCAACGAUCUCGUGAGAAAAAUUACCAGUUCCGAAUCGCCAAUCGAAAUACGAAGAAUACGCCACGUCUCCGACUCUAAGGAUCUCGUGAGAAAAGUCACCAGUUCCGAGCAAUCAGUAAAAAUACGAAGGAUUGAACCCGCCCCCGACUCUAACGAUUGCGAAGAUUCUCCCGUUCUCCUAGCAGCGGACGUAUUGACAACCUUCUAUCUGGAAACUAAUACAGAAUCGAAAGUUUCACGAUUGCAACUCGUGCCCUACUUCAUUUGGUACCAUAACGCCCAUAUUUCCAUUCCAGAGAUUGCAAGCAUAUGUAACAACCGGGAUAAUAGGGUUAUAAUAAAGCGUAUAUUGAUGGUGAUCUCUACAGAUAAACUACCUUAUGAAAAGCAUAGAUUGAGGGAUCUUUUAGGAGGGUUGUCAAAAAACACGGCAUGGGAGAAUUUUAGAGGAUUGGUGGAGGCGGUUGAUACACCAGAUGUUUGCGAUGAUUAGAAAUUCAUCACGAGAAGGCGUUCUGAAUUGGAGUUCUUGGUUUGGGUUUGAGAAAGGAUGGAAAGGGUACAUGAUAUGAUACACUACUAUGGUUACUGGGGGCAGUCAUUGCGUAAUAGAUAUUCUAUGACCUGUUGGAAUCCUUGGAAACCUUGAGGUUGGGGAUAUAUUGGAUGUGAUAACUUUUGCACUUUAAAUUCUGUGCGUUGAGCAGGGAAAGAAAUAUGAAAUAUUCCCACUCAUCUUUGAUACACUUGCAAUACUGAAUUGAUGAAUGAAUAUCUUAUUUGAUAUCAGGAUCUCCAUAAAAUCGCCCUCA